CUUUUUUAGUGCCGAAGUUUCAAGAGCGAGCUCCAAGAACGAGCAACACAAAAUUUGUUUUUUCCUUGCUCUUUAUUCGUGUGUAGAACAUUUAAUAUUAUUAAGUAAUAUUCGGUACAGUACGUGCAUGCAAAUAUUAUAAUAAAAGUGUCUCAUUGAAAGUGAAAUAGUUCUUGGAGUAGAAUUUAAGAGUGUGAAAUUUUAAUCGAUAAUCUGAAUCUGUGAAAAAAGGAUAUUUUUAUUGUUGUUGUAUUAAAUACAUCAUAGACAUUUGGCGAAGCACCCAAUCUUAGUAUUUGAAGAAAAGUAUCAAAAAAGUUCUUUUAUGUGGUCGAACGCUUAUUUUUUACCUCCUCAAGGAAUGUAUUUCCCGCAACUAGUGCAAGCGGGAAUGGGUACACACUUUCCUUCAAGUGGAUUUACAGCUUCAAAUCAAACGGUUGGACCUGAAAGCCUUUCUGUUGCGGUUGCUGUCAAGAAUGCUAUAAACGAUCCCCUCUUAUCCCUUAAAUCCGAAGCAAAUACUCAACAAGUACAACCAAGUAUCAGCUCCACUCAUGCCACAUCGACUGAAUUCAGCUCAAUAGUUUCUCAACCAGUCACAACAAUUAGUACAUCAUUACCUCUUUCAGUAUCCCCGACAGCCAACAGCAAUGAUCAACUCAAAGAAUUUUCUCUUAAUUCAGAGGCUGAUAAUACUAGUGCCAAUGCAGAAGCCAAAUCAUUGUCAACGACUUCAACGUCUGGAGUACAAACCAGUGUGUCAGAAACAUCAGCAGUCACGUCAAUAUCACCUCCAAAUGUAAUUCCAACAGGAACCACGACCACUUCCACCACAGCUGAUUCCAAAUCUCAACCAAAGCGUCUUCAUGUCUCAAACAUACCUUUUAGAUUUAGAGAUCCCGAUUUGAGGGCAAUGUUUGGACAAUUUGGACCGAUUCUUGAUGUUGAAAUUAUCUUCAAUGAACGGGGAAGUAAGGGUUUCGGUUUUGUGACAAUGCAUAACAGUGCAGAUGCAGAACGAGCACGAGAACGUCUUCACGGCACCGUGGUUGAGGGACGCAAAAUUGAGGUAAACAAUGCUACAGCUAGAGUUCAGAGUAAAAAGAUUGCAGCAGUGCCAAACGUUUGUGUGCAAUGGCCAGAUGCGGCUGCUGCUUUAAGAGGUGUUGCCUUACAAACAACACGAGCACGUACUGCUUUUCCCACCCGAACAUUCGCAAGAUUACCAACGCCAUUAAGUAAUGCAACUGCUUCCAAUCCUUUACAUGGAUAUGCACCAUUAUAUUUCGAUCCAUAUUUUGCUGUUGCGAAUGCGGCAGCAACAUCUGAUCAGAAUUUGCGCCUGCAGCAAGCAGCUGCAGCCACACCAGCUCUCUUAAAAACUCCUUUGGCACAAUCUCAACAAGCAUACUCACAAGCAUUUACAACUCGAGCAAUAAACGCAGCAAGUUUAGCUCAAGUUCAGGCUCAAGUGCAAGCACAAGCUCAACCCGUUACUGCUGCCACUUAUGCCGCAGCAAUGAGCGGAUACGGAAGAGAUUACACAGAUCCAUACCUUGGUCACGGCAUUGGGCCAGUUCCGGGAUAUGGAGCCAUGUUUCGAGGAGCAUACUCCCGAUAUCAGCCAUACUAGAAUUCUCGAUGUUUGCGUUUAUUGAACGUAAAUCAAAGUUCAAAGUCUUAGCAAGUAGGAAAUUACAUUAUUAAUAAUGAGAAAGAGAAUUAUUCGUAACUUUCUCUUAUUUUCUAUCAUUACAAAUAUUUUUUUUCAAAAUUCCAAUCAUGACAAAAACAAAGAAGAAAUCAAACUCUUACUAUGCAAAUAGCAAUCUCAAAGGGAAAAAAGCAGGAAAAUUAAAAUUUAUCCUGAAUUAAGAAAUUAAAGAUUAAAAACGAAUUAAAAUCUUUUGAUUCAUGAGAUUUUACAUCUUUUCUUGAUCAAAGUAAUCAAAUUUAGCAAGCAAAUAUCUCGAUUAAGUUUAAUCCAAAUACACCUUUUGAUACUCUCAAAUUCAAUUUAUGUUUAUUUUUUCAAAUUAAAAAUUUAAUUGAGUACAAGCAUAAAAAUGUUUAUGCAUAUUUACAUCACAUGAACAAGCUGUUUUUAAAUUGUAAAUCGAAAAAGGAAAUUAAAAAAAAUGAAACGAUUUCGCAUAAAUUAGGAUGUAUCAGAUAAAGCCAAAAAAAAUCUCUUAGCUAAAACUAUGCUCGAUGCUUAGUUUCUAGUCAUAAAUAACUCUCACGACAUUUCUUUACUUUGCUCAGUAAAUAUUAACGUAUAUGCGACUAGAAGCACCGAGCAUUUCGGAGAUCAUUAAAAUCGGCAAUCGGUAUACGAUUGCAUGUUUAAUUAUUAAGUUAACAAAGCCUAUCCAAGAUCAAGAACAGAAAAAAUAGUCAUCGACUGUAAUCGAUUUUUUGAUAUUAUUUAGCAAUGUUUAAUAACAGCCUCGGGAUUUAUCUCAUCAAACCAUCUUCCUACAUUAAUUCGGCCAGAAUAAUUGCAAAUAAUUUAAAACGAUCAAUUGAAGUCAACAAUUUCAUCUAAAACAGUCUUCUGAAACCCUUCAACAUAAGAAUAAAAAAGCUUCGAAAGAGUUUCAUACUCAACAUACAUCACAUUGAAUAAUAAUAAACGGAUUGAAUUACAUAUUAAUUUCAAAACUGAUAUUAUAAAUAUAAUGGUCUUCUAGAAAACUUGUGAUGUUAUAAGUGUAUAGAUAGAUUCUUUCCUGAUGACAUUUGAACAAACAAAACAAAAAAAAGAACAAAAAAAAGUAAAACGAAAAAUUGAAAAGUCAAUUUGUAAUCGUUACGCGUAAAAAAAGGUAAAGAAGUAAGAAUACCAAAUAGGAUGGAACUAAAUAUUAUUAUUAUUUUCAAAUUUCCAUAAUAUUAAGAUGUAAGAGUAAAAUUCGUAAAGAAAGAAAAAUUAAUUGUAAGCACAAAAAAAAUUCUGUAUCUUUAAAAAAUACCAAUGUUGUAUGAAGCUCAAUGAUACGAAGAGCUCAUAUCAUUCUCGUCAUGAAAUGAGUUCGUGUUUGUGGCAAAUUAGCCCUUUUAACCAAACGUAAAUUUCGAAAUUAAAAAAAAAUUGAAGAAAAUAUCAGCCAAAGUUUGAAAGUAAGCUUUAGAUUAGUAAGCCAUUUUUUACCCUUGAUUUUUAAGAUUUUAAGAAUCUUUCACGCUCUCUUUUUCCCUCUUGUCGUUCCACUUUGAAAUUUCAAAAAGGGCCAAUGAAGAUUUUUACAAUUGUAAAACCUUUCGAGUAGUAAAGGCAAUAGCCUUAUUCAGUGAUAAAGGUAAGAAGUUAAAAUGUUUUCGCUGAAAUCUCAAAAGCAGUUGUAGAUGUUAAGAAAAGAAAUUAUUUCUAAGAACAGUCACAUUUUUUUCAAAUAAAUAUAAAAAAACUUAUAUACCUAUUGUGCAACAAAGAAAAUGAAGAACAAACAUCUAAGAAAUUAUUUAACUCAACUAUUUUCUAUUCACGACCUUUCUCGCUGUGUAUUGGAUGAACAUUAGAAGACUUUUUCACAAACGACAACCAACAUUGUGCUUAUGAAAGCGCAAAAUAUUUUAAUAACUUUUAUCUCAUUGAAUUGUGCACAAAUUUCUUAGAAUUUAUCAGAACCAAAUCAUACCUACAUACAUUAUAUUUCUUCCCAUUGCAUACACAUAUUGAAAUUUAUUUUUCCACCGUUGUUCAUGGUGCGAUGUUCGAAUUAUGUUCUUUCCGAUAGAACGAAAAAAAAUUAAAUACUCGAUAUUAAGAUAAAUUUUCUUCAUAAAUAAUGUACAUAUUAUGAUGCAAACACAAGAGGAGUAAAAUAAAAGCACAAAGUUACAUUUUCAUUUGAA
This is a messenger RNA of Clunio marinus, 3861 nucleotides long. The record is from the annotation of a GenBank genome assembly. NCBI's taxonomy places the organism in Eukaryota, Metazoa, Arthropoda, Insecta, Diptera, Chironomidae.